Molecule: messenger RNA, 597 nt
Organism: Solanum verrucosum
Lineage: Eukaryota; Viridiplantae; Streptophyta; Magnoliopsida; Solanales; Solanaceae
Product: protein MAIN-LIKE 2-like
Exons: 1
Coding region: 1-597 (198 amino acids)
Biological process (GO): meristem maintenance; meristem development
Source: RefSeq, a predicted model, not a curated record
AUGAUUCUUAAUACGAGGAGAGAAGAUGGAAAUUUUUGGAAGCUCGUAGAAAAAUAUCAUAUCCAUCCACGAGUUCUUAAAGUGAUUAGAAUAUGUGGAUUGUAUGGUGUUUACAGAGCUAAUCGGUUUGCUAUCGACCGUAGUUUGAUCACUGCAUUAGUUGAGCGAUGGCAUCUCGAAACUCAUACUUUUCACUUUAGGACAAGUAAAGCAACAGUCACCUUACAGGACUUAGAGGUGUUGUAUGGAUUACCUGUAAAUGGUGAUCCAGUACUUGGUAAUGAGACGAUAAAGACCAUAGGGAAUUGGCAAAACAUUUGUCAAAGAUUAUUAGGUUUCAUUCCAUCUCGUGAAGACUUCAAAGCAAAUUUCCUCAAGGUCGCUGCAUUUAAUGCAUACAUGCUAAGCCAACCAGAGUUGCUGAACACGGCAACACAAGAUAUGAUCAAUCAGAAGGCCAUAUGUUACAUAUUCUGGAUGAUUGUGGGUAUGUUGAUGGCGGAUACAUCUGGUGGUUAUUUGAAGCUUAUGUACUUCCCUAUGCUUGAGGACAUCGAUAAAAUUGGGUCUUAUAGUUGGGGGAGUGUGACCUUAUAG